AUGGCUGAGACAUGGCAAGCAUACGUUGAUUCUAAUAUGGUUGGCACUGGCAAGGUGACCAAGGGCGCUAUUUUUGGUCUUGCAGGCAGUUUAUGGGCACGUUCACCUACCUUGACUACCUCAUUAGAAGAAGCCCGACAGCUAAUUAAAGCUUUCGAAGAUCCAAAAGAUAUCGCAGCAAAUGGUCUAUAUUUGGAAGGUCGAAAGUAUGUUCUCCUUCGGAGUGAUAAUAGUAGCAUUUAUGCUCGUGUUGCAUCUUCAGGAGUUGUUUGUGUGAAAACUAUUCAAGCGGUCUUGGUCGGAUUUUAUGAUGGUGGCAUGCAACCCGGCGAUUGUACUGUAGUCAUGGAGGUAUUAGCCGACUAUCUUCGUCGAAAUGGAUACGUAGGUGUUUUUACAAAAUAA
Messenger RNA from Lobosporangium transversale, 405 nucleotides. RefSeq names its product profilin. The record is from RefSeq and is a predicted model, not a curated record. Gene Ontology annotation, cellular component: cell cortex. NCBI's taxonomy places the organism in Eukaryota, Fungi, Mortierellomycota, Mortierellomycetes, Mortierellales, Mortierellaceae. Bases 1 to 405 code for a protein of 134 amino acids. The transcript is spliced from 3 exons. Gene Ontology annotation, molecular function: actin monomer binding.